Messenger RNA from Dracunculus medinensis (Guinea worm), 1368 nucleotides. The record is from the annotation of a GenBank genome assembly. Lineage: Eukaryota; Metazoa; Nematoda; Chromadorea; Rhabditida; Dracunculidae.
AUGAAUUAUAGAUAUCGCGGUGAUUGCCUUAAUCAAGCAAUAUGCAAAUGCUCAUGCGAAGUCGAUAGUACAAAACCAGCUAAAAAUGCCUGUACGAAAUCGGAGCGAUGUGACUGCCUACGUAUAAAAGAAUCUUGCAGUAAAUUAUGCGCUUGUAAACAAAUAUGCAAAAAUAAGGAGACGACUAGGAAAUUAAUUAAAGUAAUAAAACCAUCACAAGGUUGCCAAUGCGCCAAAACGAAAAAGCAAUGCGUAAAGAAGGAAUGCGUAUGUCGAAGUAUUUACGAAUUUUGUAAUAGCAGCUGUAAAUGUGGUGGAGAUUGUACAAAUGGACCAUCAAAAUUUCGUAUUCCGAAGCAUGUUCAAAGCUGUUAUCUGGAACAUAAAAAUGAAAGUAGUGGGCUGAUAGUCACACUUAUUGGUGAUGAUUAUAUCUAUCGUGGUGAUUUUUAUCAUGAAAGCAAAAGUGAACCUCAUGUCGAAGAGCAAUUAGUUGCUGCUAUCUAUGACCUCAUCUCGAAGUACAAGGUUGACUUAAACGAAGUGGUGAUUUACGUCUCAAAAAGUCCGUGCUUCCACCAGGAUUGCGAUCCGAAAUGUGAAGUUGUCGACGAAUGUCGUUGUAAUAAAGCUUGCGCGAAAUUGCUUGGAUUACUUCUCUCAAAAAUCCGUAAAGAAUUGAGUAAAGUUGAUGUGAGAAUGACCGUAAAAUUUCUAUAUCCACAUUUAAAUCGUGGCGAUUUGUAUACGAAACAAGGAAUAUUAUGUAUGCUACAAGCUGGCAUCAAGGUUGAACCAUUAUUAAUGAAAGAUUGGUCAACAGUAAUGGAUUGGUCACCUCAUGAACAUAAAGGAGAAUAUUUGCAGUUAUGGAAUAAUCACAAAUUGGAUAAAGCUGUAGCUCAAUCACAAUCAUUCAUUAAUGAAUGUCGACGAGCUCUUGGCUUGUCAAUGAAAUUUUGGGUUGCUGAAAUUCAUGAAAUUGUUAAGAACACAAUUCUUCAUUAUUCGGAAAUUCGAACGAAAUGUAGCGAAUUAAAUGAAGCACUUAAGCUGCUCGAUCUCACGGCUACACCGCAUAAAAUUCGUUCAACGCCAAGUAAGAGACGUAGUUUUAUCGAUAUGUUGGAACUUCGCGAUAAACUUCUAUUAAGGCAUACAAGUGAUAAAAAUAAAAUUGGAAGUAAUAUGUCUGUUGCGAGUGAAGAUGCUCAUGCACAAGCGAUGGUUGCCUCAUUUUGUGGUCGUUCUUUCGAUGAUAGCGAAACUAAUGAAAUAGCUCAACGAAUAAGACGAGCAACAGCAAAUAUUAAUGUUGAAAUUGAAACUUUACUUGAAUUUUUAACUCAUAAAGGAGCUAUUGGCUAA